AUGGCCGAAGAGGGCGGACACGGACCUGCGGUGGUCACCACCGGCCUCAGCGGAGGACAAGGCGGGGACGGACACGCCGGUCAUGGCCAGGAUGGACAUCAGCCCAAGCAGAACACCCUCACCCGAGAGGACACGAUCCCCAUGUCUCCCAAGGUCUACACGCCCAAUCCCUUCAGCCGACAACAGACCAGCCUCGACAUAGACGACUACUUUACCGGACCUCGUGAUAUCCGAAAGCACUCGAAAUGGCCCCUCUUCCUGCAGAUGCACGGCAGCAUCCUGCCCAAGAUGAUUCUCCCGCUGCUGUUUAUUGGUUGUUGGGCGACGGCAAUAACCUACGUCAACCAGAAGGUGUGGCCUUUGGGCGUCAACUCGAUUCUCCUCACGGUGACUGGUUUCGUCGUCGGUAUGGGUCUGAGUUUCCGAAGCUCGACAGCAUAUGAGCGCUACGGCGAAGGCCGCCGAUACUGGGGACAGCUCAUCCUCGCCUCCCAGACCCUCGGCCGCGUCUUCUGGAUCCAUGCCACGGAACGACCCCAGCACAGGGAGAAGGACAUCCUCGCCAAGCUCACGGCCAUGAACCUCCUGACCGCCUUCGCCGUCGCCCUCAAGCACAAGCUCCGCUACGAGCCGUACACGGCCUACGAGGACCUCUCCCAGCUCGUCGGCCACAUCGACACCCUCGCCAAGCAAGCCACCGAGGAGCAGCCCGAGAAGGUGGCGCAGCGGCGCCCGGGUCCCGUCAAGGCCGUGGGCGAGUACCUCGGCGUGUCCUUCAUGGCGAGCAACCCUCGCAAGGCCAUCAAGAAGUCGACGCGGCCGCUGGGCAACGUGCCCCUCGAGAUCCUCAACUACCUCGCCGCUUUCGUCGACGAGCUCGUCGCCAACGGCCAGCUGCCCGUGCCCAUGCAGCAGACCCUGGCCUACAACAACGUGGCCUCGCUCAACGACAUCCUCGUCGGCACGGAGCGCGUGCUGUCCACGCCCUUGCCCAUCGCCUACGCCAUCGCCAUCUCCCAGAUCACCUGGGUCUACGUCAUCCUCAUGCCCUUCCAGCUGCUCGGCUCGAAGCUCGAGUGGAUCACCAUCCCCGCCACGCUGGGCGCCUCGUACAUCAUCCUGGGCCUGCUCUUCAUCGGCCGCGAGAUCGAGAACCCCUUCGGCCAGGACGUCAACGACCUGCCGCUCGAGGACUACUGCGCCCAGGUCGCCGCCGAGCUCGACAUCAUCACGAGCCGGCCCCGGCCCCAGGCGCGCGACUGGAUCGAGACGCUCGACAACAAGGUGCUCUACCCGAUGAGCACCUCGGGCUACCCCGUCUGGCUGCACCGCGGCGAGGACAAGGUGCGCGAGGCGCUGCGGCAAAAGACCGAGAUGGGCUUCGAGGCGCGCAAGGAGGCCAUGGGCCAGGACGAGAGCUCGACCGUCGAGAACAGCGACGGGCUGGACAGGUCGCGCAGCAAGGAGACGAGCGGUACCAAGACGGCCGCGGACCAGGUCUGA
This is a messenger RNA of Thyridium curvatum, 1503 nucleotides long. RefSeq lists its product as uncharacterized. Gene Ontology annotation, molecular function: chloride channel activity. The coding region runs from base 1 to 1503 and encodes 500 amino acids. The transcript has 5 exons. The record is from RefSeq and is a predicted model, not a curated record. NCBI's taxonomy places the organism in Eukaryota, Fungi, Ascomycota, Sordariomycetes, Thyridiales, Thyridiaceae.